Messenger RNA from Sinocyclocheilus rhinocerous, 1371 nucleotides. Its product is annotated as PRKC apoptosis WT1 regulator protein-like. Gene Ontology annotation, cellular component: cytoplasm. The transcript is spliced from 3 exons. The coding region runs from base 859 to 1371 and encodes 170 amino acids. Gene Ontology annotation, biological process: apoptotic process; positive regulation of apoptotic process. The record is from RefSeq and is a predicted model, not a curated record. NCBI's taxonomy places the organism in Eukaryota, Metazoa, Chordata, Actinopteri, Cypriniformes, Cyprinidae.
UUUGUAAAAAUAGAUAAAGAAAGAAAGAAAGAUGACAGGACCUGUGAAGACCUGUGCCCCAAAAAAUCCCUCAAAAAUAAAUAAGAAAAUAGCCUAGGUAUGUUAUAUAUCAUGCACCCCAACAUGCAGUAUCCACUUACUGAACCAUUUAAUGGCAUGACAGACAGGCUGUGGUACUCCGAGACGACUCUGUGUGCACCUCUGUUAUCUAAGACAUCGAGUUCAGUCAUCUCUGAGAGUCCUCGGGUCACAAACACUCCAGCUCUGCACAACAGUGACUCAUGUUCUCUCGGGACCUGUGUGGGAGAACAAUUCAUAUUCAUCACAAACCAGUGUGACUCAUCACAGAAAAAAUAUCUAUCUAUCCAUCCAUCCAUCCAUCCAUCCAUCUCUCUCUCUCUCUCUCUCUCUCUCUCUCUUCCAGCAUUUCCAGCAUAACCAACAACAAACUGUGCAAUGUAAAAUAAUAGUGCAAAUAAUAUACAAUAAUAUUGUAUCAUUAUUAGUGCAAAAUAAAUUAAAACUAAGGUGAAAUAAUUUAAACUAACAGUGCGGGGUAAACUAAGAAAAUACUAGUACAUUUUUUUUAUUUAAUUAUUAAGUAAAUUAAAAAAAAGAUGAAAAUUAUUGCUAAAUGUGAAAAUUGUAACAUCAACUCUCUGUCGCCUUCCUUUCGGCUAUUUCCGUUAAUUUUCGUAACUACUCGGAAACUCUUCAGAAGAGGGGGCAGGACUCGGCGCUCGAGUGCGCCUGUAACUAAUCCAGUUCAUUCCACCGGAUCAGUUCACCUGGACUCCUGACGAAUGUUCAUGGGCGCGCAGUGAUUCGGGUCGCACGAGUCAAUCUUAAAAGGAAAUCAUGGCAACAGGAGGAUUUAAAUCUAACAGCGCGACAGACUUUCUGGAGGAAUGGAAAGCAAAGCGCGAGAAGAUGAGAGCAAAGAUGCUUGGAGAUAUCGCCGCCGCCACCGGGAGAACCACGGAGUUAAACAACAACGGCAGCUCGGUUAACGUUAACUGCGUCUCUUCUACGUCCUCCUAUCCGGUGGCCCUGUCUUCCUCAUCGUCCGCUCUGAAACGACCGGAGGACGAGCCAAAGAAACCCGAGCAGCCCGGGGAAAACUUGAAGACGCCGGAGAAAGUGAGUGGAGUGCCGCAGGCGGAGAGCUCGAGCCCCGCUGGUGUGGAUGACAGUGAUAAGGAGAGUCCCACACACAGCAAGAGCAAAGAGAAGAAGAGCUCGGGACCCAGUGCCAGAAAGGGCAAAGGACAGAUAGAGAAAAGGAAGUUAAGAGAGAAGAGGAGGUCAACAGGUGUUGUCAGCAUACCGUCCAAUGAGAUGAUGGAGAACAUGGUACAGCUGUUUCUCUAG